CGGAAGCGGCCUCAACAAGGGAAACUUUAUUGUUCCCGUUGGGGCGGCAAGGAUGUCGGUGAAUUACGCGGCGGGGCUGUCGCCUUACGCGGACAAGGGCAAGUGCGGCCUUCCCGAGAUCUUCGACCCCCCUGAGGAGCUGGAGCGGAAGGUGUGGGAGCUGGCGAAGCUGGUCUGGCAGUCCUCCAAUGUGGUGUUCCACACGGGCGCGGGCAUCAGCACCGCCUCUGGUAUCCCCGACUUCAGGGGUCCCCACGGCGUCUGGACGAUGGAGGAGCGGGGCCUGGCCCCCACGUUCGACACCACCUUCGAGAGCGCGCGGCCCACGCAGACCCACAUGGCGCUGGUGCGGCUGGAGCGGGUGGGCCUCCUCCGCUUCCUGGUCAGCCAGAACGUGGACGGGCUGCACGUGCGCUCCGGCUUCCCCAGGGACAAGCUGGCGGAGCUGCACGGGAACAUGUUUGUAGAAGAAUGUGUGAAGUGUAAGACGCAGUACGUCCGGGACACCGUGGUGGGCAGCAUGGGCCUCAAGGCCACGGGCCGGCUCUGCACCAUGGCCAAGGCCAGGGGGCUGCGGGCCUGCAGGGGGGAGCUGAGAGACACCAUCCUAGACUGGGAGGAUGCUCUGCCCGACCGGGACCUCACUCUCGCCGACGAGGCCAGCAGGAGCGCGGACCUGUCCAUCACGCUGGGCACCUCCCUGCAAAUCCGGCCCAGCGGGAACCUGCCGCUCGCCACCAAGCGCCGCGGGGGCCGGCUGGUUAUCGUCAACCUUCAGCCCACCAAGCACGACCGCCACGCCGACCUGCGCAUCCACGGCUACGUAGACGAGGUCAUGACGCGGCUCAUGAAGCACUUGGGCCUGGAGAUCCCCGCCUGGGACGGGCCCCGCGUGCUGGACAGGGCGCUGCCGCCGCUGCCCCGGCCGCCCGCCCCCCAGCUCGAGCCCAAAGAGGAGCCCCCCGCCCAGCACAACGGCCCUGCGCCCGCCAGCCCCAAGCGGGAGCGCACAGCCGAGCCCCCCGCCCAGCUCCACAGCUCCGGGCCCGCCAGCCCCAAAAGGGAGGGGCUGAACAGUCCCGCCCCCUGCAGGCCCCCCAAAAGGAUGAAGGCCGAGGCGGUUCCCAGCUGACCAGGGGGCCCGGGGAGGGUGGGGUUUUUGUAGAAACCGUGGAUUCUUUUUUUCUUACCCGUCUCACUUUGUUACCUGUCUCUGCCCUUCGUGAGGAGACCUCAGGGCGCUGAGAGCGGGGCUCCAGGCCCCGGGGCAGAUUUGAACCUCCCUUUAGCUCCAGGGGCCUCUGGGAGGGGCCU
Ceratotherium simum simum (southern white rhinoceros) is the source of this 1314-nucleotide messenger RNA. It is a transcript of the gene SIRT6, whose product is annotated as sirtuin 6. Gene Ontology annotation, cellular component: nucleus. Gene Ontology annotation, biological process: negative regulation of transcription by RNA polymerase II. Gene Ontology annotation, molecular function: histone H3K9 deacetylase activity, NAD-dependent; NAD+ binding; transcription corepressor activity. The record is from RefSeq and is a predicted model, not a curated record. NCBI's taxonomy places the organism in Eukaryota, Metazoa, Chordata, Mammalia, Perissodactyla, Rhinocerotidae.